This is a messenger RNA of Eimeria tenella, 741 nucleotides long. RefSeq lists its product as uncharacterized. The record is from RefSeq and is a predicted model, not a curated record. The coding region runs from base 1 to 741 and encodes 246 amino acids. NCBI's taxonomy places the organism in Eukaryota, Apicomplexa, Conoidasida, Eucoccidiorida, Eimeriidae. The transcript has a single exon.
AUGACGGGCACGGGGGGCCGCGCUUGGCAGGCCACAGCCACGCCGAGCCGCCCCGCGCACCCUUUGAAUCCAAACUGCACACAAAGCCCAGCAGACCACCUGAAACCUCAUAUUCAAUCCACUCUUUGCGCUGAGGGACCUACUCAAGGCCCUGCCGCCCCCAUUACGCGGAAUCCCGCAUGCCCCAGCCAUCCUCCGCGUCGUGAACCAUCCUCUGCUGUUGGGUCUCUCGAGCUAAGUACAAAAUCGCCACUGCCUCCUUCCAAGCCUCGUUCGAUCCUCCGUGGCCCACGACGGCCCUCAGAGGGGCCCCGUCAAAGCCAUCGUUGGCCCUCCGACUCGGCGGAGAUACAGAGAAAACCGACAUCCUCUUACGAGGCGUCCCGAGAUCGGCGAUUGUCAGUAUCACAUGAGGGAGCCGACUACAGGGCCUGGCUGUAUGGGCCUCGCUGGUCUGGGGGAGACGCGCGACUAGGGUCCCGGGAUUCCGCUGGUAACCCAGCGGAUGAUGGCCCCUGGGACACUGAAACCGGCUCCGACUCCUACACAGGCACGGAUAGCUCCAGCACGCAAUCUGACAACGAAGCCUCAGCAAGUAUGCAGUUGGCAAUGGCCCAUGAGGCGGCCCGCUGGUUUCCCCACACAAACAUUUACGCGAAGAUGAAGGCCAGCGCCGAGUCUGCAGUCGACAAGGAACAAAAGUACAAGGACGCAGGUGCGCUCACAGACAAAGUUUCAUAA